AUGCCCGCCGUUCAGACCGCACGCGAGGGCGCACUCGCACGAGCGCGCUCGUCAUCGCGCCUUUCGGUCUCGCGUGAGUCGGAGGCCACGCCUACGAGCGAGAGGCUGGACACCGACUUGGACUACGAGGCGGCUCUCUCGCGGCUCAAGGCAAGCUCGGCGCAGCAGGUGGCAGCACGGACACACUGGUCGCGGAUGCCCUCGGCAGACGAGAUGCUGGUGAAGCAGCACCUCGAGAAGUCCUCCCAAGGCAGCCGCCAACCGCUCGGCGUCAACUGCGCCGUCGAGGGCACCGUGGAUGACAUCCCAACGCCACCGCUGCCGCCACCGACUGCCAGCGAGGAGCAGAGCCAGCCACCUCCAGAGCCGCCGUCUGCCAGCGAGACGGAGAGCCAGCCGGCGGAGACCCUGGUCGCGGCUGCUUCAACACCAGAGGCGCGACGCUCUCAGCUAUCGUCAGAAGCACGGUAUUCGCAGCCAUCGCCCGCGUCAUCUGGGGGCGGAGCCGGCAAGAAGUCGGUCGAUCUGGUCAUUGGCGGUGGAGCAACUCGCUCCCCAAGAAGGGCGGAGUAUGGUGCCGCCAACCGCGGUCUGAUCGAUAGCUUCGAGAAGAGCGGGGUUGGCAUGGCGAUGCCAAGCCAGGCCUUCUCGCCCGGAGCCUACUCUUACAUCCGCGCUAACUCAGCCUCGAACCCCUCCGGCAUCUCGUCGUCUACUCCCUCUUGCGACUCGAGUUGGCUGGCGUCCCCCAGCAACAGCAUGACCUCCUCGCCACGCUUUGAGUCGGCUGUGAACUACCCGUCUCCGGCCGAGCCUUCGACGCCCAAGGGCAUGGGCGAGGUGUUGAACGCCUCAAUCUCGAUCAAGGACAACCCCUUCUUUGUCAAGGCAAAGUCGUCGUCGACGGUCGCGCCCAAGCCCAACCCCAGUGGGCCUGACACGUUGCAGAAGAAGUAUGCGCCGACGACGCCCAGCAAGGCGACGGCGGGACCCUCCCAGGCCGCCGCGCCCUCCUGGCUGCGGUGCAUUCUGCCCUGCUGCUUGGCCAAGCCUGGUGCUAGGUGGGGGAUGGCGUCCCCUGCCGCUUGA
Messenger RNA from Emiliania huxleyi CCMP1516, 1089 nucleotides. RefSeq lists its product as hypothetical. The coding region runs from base 1 to 1089 and encodes 362 amino acids. NCBI's taxonomy places the organism in Eukaryota, Haptophyta, Isochrysidales, Noelaerhabdaceae. The transcript has a single exon. The record is from RefSeq and is a predicted model, not a curated record.